Blastomyces dermatitidis ER-3 is the source of this 499-nucleotide messenger RNA. RefSeq lists its product as uncharacterized. NCBI's taxonomy places the organism in Eukaryota, Fungi, Ascomycota, Eurotiomycetes, Onygenales, Ajellomycetaceae. The coding region runs from base 80 to 499 and encodes 139 amino acids. The record is from RefSeq and is a predicted model, not a curated record. The transcript has a single exon.
UCUGAGGUGUUUUUCCAUCUCAAAGAUCCAUGCUUUCACCUUCUUUUGCAGAUGAGCAAGGGGGACCUCCCCAGCCUUGAUGGAAUCCACCAAUGCUUGGAGCUCCGAGACCCUCACUCUGUACUGCUUGAGCACCUGGGCUCCUUGUCAGAGCCGACACGACGCCUUCCUGUGGGGUAAUACUUACAGGGAGGCAGGAGUCGUUGUUGCGGGCGCAACGGCGGCGGGGGGGGCAGGGGAAGGACCGGACACGGACGAACCGACCGGCAGAAAGGACGACACCCCACUGCAAGGCACGGCGACUACCGCCGCGGCUGCAAGAGAAGCAGGAGGAGGAGGAGGAGGAGAUGUGACAAUGGGAGCGGUGCUCCCGCGGUCCGUCAACACCGCUGCCUCCACCUCCAAUCAAGCUUUCUUAGCAGCCACAGAGGCCGCAGCCGCAUCACAAAGACAUUUACUCACUAGAAAAUGUCAGAAUAAGCCCUUUAUUAUUCUUUAA